UCUGCUCUGCUCUGCUAGUCUCCGUCUCUCCUCCACUCUGACUCUGACGGUCCCCCCGAAGGGUUACAGGAAGUUGGAGCCGCUGCCAUGUUUAGCUGCUUUGUUGUAGAUUUCUUGUAGGUUUCCUGCAGAUUUUUUUUUAAGUGUUGCAAUGGAGCCGAGCUGGAGUUCAUUUUUAUUUCAGCAGGCAAAUGAAGCGCUACACCACCAGCACCAGGUGGGUCAGAACAGUCUGCUGCCCCUGCUCAACUCCGGGGCUGAACCACAAGACCAGAAGCCUGUGCUGCCCAUCCCACUGGACCAGAAGCCUCCAGUCAGUGCCGCAGAGCUCCUUAAGGACAAUGUGGCCAGUGGGGUGGGUGGAGGUGGGGGAGGAGGAGGAGGUCCAGGUGGAGGAGGUCCGGUGGUGGUCAAAAAAGAGCCCAAAUCCAAGACCCCCUUUAUUUGCGGCUAUUGUAACAAGGCCUUCCGGGACAGCUACCACCUGCGGCGGCAUGAGUCCUGCCACACGGGCAUCAAAAUGGUGUCACGACCCAAGAAGACCACCACAGCGCCCACCAUGGUGCCUCUCAUCUCCACGGUGCCACGGGACAACAACGGCAACCCCUCCUACGUCUCUACCGUGGCAGGCAUCCUCACAACAGCCACCACCUCGGCCUCUACGGCGGUUGGUGUAAUGUCCGCCCUGCCCCAGCAGCAGCAGCAGCCCAGUGUGCCUAAAAAACCUCCCAAGCCAGUGAAGAAGAACCACGGUUGCGAGAUGUGUGGCAAAGCCUUCCGAGACGUUUACCAUCUAAACCGGCACAAGUUAUCGCACUCGGACGAAAAACCCUUUGAAUGCCCUAUCUGCCACCAGCGCUUCAAAAGGAAGGACCGCAUGACCUACCAUGUGCGCUCACAUGAUGGGGGUGUGCAUAAACCUUACAUCUGCUCUGUGUGUGGGAAGGGCUUCUCCAGGCCAGAUCAUCUCAGCUGUCAUGUUAAGCAUGUUCACUCCACAGAAAGACCUUUUAAAUGCCAAGUAACGGCUUGCACGUCUGCUUUCGCUACCAAAGACCGUCUACGCUCACACAUGAUCCGCCAUGAGGGCAAGGUCACCUGCAACAUCUGCGGCAAAAUGCUGAGCGCCGCCUACAUCACCAGCCACCUGAAGACCCACGGCCAAGCCAGCUUCACCUCCCCCUGUAACAAAGACACUAACAACGUGUGCAACUCUGCCUCAGCCACACCAGUCACUGCCUCGGCUGUCGCCAGCACUACGGCCAUGAACCGUGGCACGGUCAGCAAUCCAGUCACCAUCGCCUCCAACACAGUCAACAUUACGGCACCGGUCAGCCUGCAGCACCCGGUCACCAUCACUGCUCCUGUGAACAUCGCCUCAGUCAAUAUACCAGCCACAGCGCCCAUGAACAUCGCUCAUCCAGUGGCCAUCACCACGCCCAUGUCCAUGAACAUCACUGGCCCUCUGAACAUCGCCAUGAGGCCUAUGGAAAGUAUGCCAUUCCUUUCCCAGGUCCUGCCUUCCUCCCCACCCUGGUAGAACCGAACGUCCACUCAUACACGUCCAACCCUCGUGUUUUAUUUUUAAAACAUUGUCUCCUGUUCUGGUCUUCCAUCAGUAGCAUGGUUCCUGUGUGAAGAAACAGCAUGGAAGGAUGUGAGGUAGAAGCUACAGACUUGUGCGGACAGACCGCAGCAGCAGCAGAUGAGAAGAAGUGAAGAUCUAGUAGAUGUAUGUUAGAUGGCACUCUGGUUAUGCUUAUUUUUGGCUAAAGGGUAAGCCAACCAAGACUGUCUAGAAUUUAGUGAAGUUGCUUAAGAAAGGAAAAUAAGUAGUUAAUGCAUGGAGUGGAGACCUAACAUGCUGUAUGUUUGGUGAUUUCACUUUGCUAGUGCCAGAAAAUCUCUGCCAGUAGCCAUUUGAAGAGGAGCAAAUUGCUCCAUCAAAUAGUUUGUGUGACUGGUAUUAACGGUUUUAUGAACUGUGAGGACUUUAUUUUUGUUAUUUUAGCUUGCUCAUCAGUAUUCCCUAGUUUUAUGCAUUGAGUCGUAUACAACAAAAGGGACAGAGGCUUCCAUUUUGUGGAAGAUGGUUAUUAUUAUUGUUAUUAUUAUUUUUUUUUUUUUUUUUUUAUUUUUUAUUAACAAUACUAUCUACGUAAGGAAAGCUGUUCCAAGGAUAGGUGGUUUAACUUUGUGUGCAAACCACUUAAAACUGUAGCUGUUUUUCUAGUUUUGAUGUAAUUUCUGGAUAUGGUCAUUCCUGGUAGAAGAAAAAUUGUAGUAUUGUUUUGAAUAGCUGGGAUAUCAUUCUGCUUAGUGGGUGAUGGACAUUACAGUAGUGAUUUGACAAAAGUCUUGCACUGAAAACAUAUCUGAUUGGUGAUAUCCUAAUGGCAGUAUUAUGAGAGAAUUUUUAUUUUAUUUUAUUUUUUUGGUAGUUAAGCUUCCUUAUGUAGAUGUUUGGUCAUCUAGCAGCUUCAAUCAGCACACUGAAACGUUCCCCAACAUAGAAACAAUAUUUUCGAGAGUGUUAAGUCAAUGAGAAAUCUCUACUUUUCCUUCUAUAAGGAUGAGGGCUGUACUCCAUGGACCUUUGCUGAGAGAAACCCACUCAUUUGACACUCGUGUUAAUAGGAUCAUGCACACCUCUCUUUUCCGACCUCUUUUAAAUACACUAAACCAUUGUCUCCUUAUUUUCUGAAUUUUUUAAGUCCCUUGAAGCUGCCAUUCAUUUCCAUCAAAAUAGCUGUCUGUUAGGCCUGUGCCUGGUGACGGCUAACCGAGGUACUGCGACUAUAUAACUGCCACUAGUGAGGGUAAAAGCUUGUUUACUGCAGAUUUGAAAAACAAAUGUUCAUUUACUGACUUAUUUGAAAGACACUAAUAUUUUCACAGAUGAACAUAAUUUUUAACUAUAUUGAUAUUUUAUUACCACAAUUAUUGCACCUAGAAUAGUUGAAACUUGUAGAAAUGCGGGUUGAGCUGCACUGGUUGAGCAGUUGCAGUACCAUUCUUUAUAACUAGAUUACACUUUUGUGGCCAAAUUAAAGAUGACCAUAUUCUACAACUUCAAUUUUAACCAAGCUGAAAAUAUCAUUUACUUUUUAGCUUUAACUCACAGUGUGCUCACUCUUGUCUGUGCUUAAGAGUUAGAGGUCAUCUAAAAAUUACAAGAAAAAAAUUUUGAUGUCAUUAUUAAUAAUAAGUAUUAGUAGUGGUGGUGGCAGCAGCAGUAGUAUGUUUAUAGGUACAUUUGCUAAUGUUUUUGGACAUGUUAUUAGCAAUGUUCCUGGACAGAGAAUAAUAAUAAUAAUAAUAAUAGCAAUAACACCAGUAAUUUCUAGACCGUUAUCUCCACAGUUAUCUGAAUAAGAGGAUCCUGUAACCGGCACAGGCCUACUGUGUAUUAUGAAUAUGCUUCAGUUUGUUAGGUUUACUUUUUUGUUCCUUGAUUACUGUUAAACCAAAACUGCCAUCUGUUGUUCAGGGUUUGUUGGCUUGGUGUUUAUCCAUGACACUCAUCCCUGCUCCAAAUGACUGUAGGAAGUUAGUAAUGAACCAAGUAUUUCAUCCUUUAUGGAUGCUAAAAAGCAAUAUAUAGACUGAACUGCUAACCCAUUCCAUUCCUUUCUGACUUAGUUUGUGAAGUUGCCCUCCUCUUGAUUGUGUGCUCUGUGUUUUAGGGGUGAGUCUGGACAAACAAGAGAAUCAGCUAAAUGUGCCCAUACUUUAAUGGUCAGGGCUACAGUUGUGGCCCAAAUAUUAUUGCAUUUUAAUAACUAAGGCUGUGUUUAGACAGCAAGGGAAAUGUCCUAAAAAACUCCAGUGUAUUUUUUUUUUCUCCUCAUUGACCUGAAGCUGGGGGUUUGAACAUUCUGCUACCUUGCUGAAAUGACUACCAGCAUAUGAAUGUGGUCAAAAUUAGAACUGUUGUAGUUAGAUUUAGAGAAUUUGAAUAAUUUUCUUGUCACAGUGAUUGAAAAUAAACUGAUUUGACUGCAAAUACGUAGGUGCGAGGAAAAAAAAAUCAAGAGUUUAAACAAAGCCUAAAACCUAUUGUAUGUUUCAAAUUCUUUAGGUAUUAAACUGUCUCCCCAUUUCAACUUGUAGCAGCAUUUUCAUACAUUGCAUGAACUUCCCAGUGAGGAACGUGGUGCCUGAAGUGAUUUCCUGUCUGUCCUGUCUGUCCUGUCUGUCCUGUCUGUCCUGUCUGUCCGUCUGUCCGUCUGUCCGUCUGUCUGUCUGUCUGAGAGCGUUGCCUUGUUUAACAGGGGCAUCUUGUUUGACUUUGAAAACUGGAAUUUGAGGAAUGGGACUGAUGUGACUGGUUAAAAUCAUUACAGAACAUUUGUGUUUGGAGUAUGCUUAUGCUAAAUGUUUGUCCAUCCACAGUGGCAUUAAUUCUGUGCCUGAUCUGAAAAUGUUUGAAAAUGCCACAAUGUGGAACAUGUCAAAUGUGUGUGAAGAUUUAAGGACUCUUUUAAUUUGGACAAAGUCCACAUUUGAGGAAUUUGUCAUGAGGAUUUUCCUGAAGUGUUUUUUUUUUCCUUUUUCUUUGUUGUUUGUUUUUUAACGCCUUAUGCACCAACAGUAUCUUUUUAAAGAAACAUGUUUGAUUACUAGUGAGGGAAGACAUUUAUUUUCUGGUUUGGAUUGAAGAAUGAAGCUGUAGUUCAGUCCUUUUUAAAAAUUUUGAUGAAUUGGCAAAACUUGUGAAUGCCAGUGAAUGUAUAUCUUUGUACAAAACAGUUAGCUCAGAGGAUGUGGUAGAUAUGUUAGACGUGCAAGGAAAAACGAAAACAAGUUAAAAUAACCUUUUAUAAAACUUUUUGUAUUAGAACAUUAACAUUGAUAAUUUUGUAUAUAUGAAGACUAGGCUUUUUUGGUUAGCAGAAAGGUAAAACAUUCCUACAUUUUUUAAAUGUAUGUAUGUCAAGAACAAUUAUGUAAACACGAUGCGCAAUGUUUUAUGUGCCUUUUAUUUGGGUUGACUAAAUAAAAGAAAAUUGUAAAACAUGGA
Molecule: messenger RNA, 5023 nt
Organism: Pygocentrus nattereri (red-bellied piranha)
Lineage: Eukaryota; Metazoa; Chordata; Actinopteri; Characiformes; Serrasalmidae
Gene: vezf1b
Product: vascular endothelial zinc finger 1b
Exons: 5
Coding region: 152-1540 (462 amino acids)
Biological process (GO): regulation of transcription by RNA polymerase II
Molecular function (GO): DNA-binding transcription factor activity; RNA polymerase II cis-regulatory region sequence-specific DNA binding
Source: RefSeq, a predicted model, not a curated record